AUGAGCUCUAUGAACGGGGUCACCUUUCAGCAAUGUAUCGACACAUGUGACAACACAACCGGCUGUGUUGAUGUUGCCUACGUCGAAGCAGGCCAGGACUGCUAUCUCAAACAGACCCUCACACCGGCUUUAUCAAACCCAAAUGUUUGGAGUGCUCGAAAACAUAGCGCCGCAGCCAGCACUGCCUCCCCAGUCACACUCUCCUGCAACAACCCUAGCACUAAUGGAACGACCUUCACUGCAUCUACCGGAAGCACAUAUCGGAUUCUGUGUGGUUUGGAUCAUUACGGUGGGGAUCUUGCCAGUAUCCAGACCUCUAAUUUUGAACAAUGCAUCGAGGCAUGUGAGACAAAGGACGCCUGUAUAGACGUGUCAUAUGUUGACGGCGCGUGUUACAUGAAGUCAAUGCUCAGCACUCCAUCGGCCCUAUCUUAUGUUUGGACGGCGCAAGUAAUCAAGUCAGCCAAGGCGAACUCCAAAGCCUCGUCGCUGUCUUGUAACGACCUGAAUGUCAACAGAACCACGUACACCACCGCUGGGCAGCGCGUGUACGAGAUUCUGUGUGGAGUUGACUACCUUGCUGGCGACAUGUCCUCGACAACGACCUCGACAUUCGAGCUCUGCUUGGAAGCUUGUGAUGCGGCCGAGGGUUGUGUUGAUGUGUCUUAUGUCACCCCUUCAUGCUAUCUGAAGUCUUCCGUGGGACCUGCCGAUACAAAGGCCUGGGUAUGGAACGCUCGAUUCAUGGCUGCAGCCGCCACAACUACGAGUGCCGGGCCUUUACCCACGGCGCUGUAUGGAAAUACGACCAAUUCGACAGUCGCAAGCCGGACCACGGCCUCUUUACCGACUUCCACGGCAUGUGCUGUCAACACAACUUCUUUCUACCCGGCCGCUAAUCAGAUCAACCGCGACGACUAUUCCGUUCUCAGCCCCAAAAAUCAGGUCACUUUGACAUAUGUCGACCCAAAUACGCUAAGGCUGCUCGCUCUGAGCUUCUCCAUGAAUCUGCCGACUGUAGUCCUGGAGGACUCCGACUAUAUUGACUAUGUUUCCUGUGGACCAAACAUGGAAGUCAGUCUGACUGAUGAGACAUCGUACAAAGUGGCUACUUCCUGGCCUAGCUCCGGAUUUCUUGUUAUCACGUACUUUCCGGGGUGCAACGACCAGUCACAACGAGGUGUGUACUAUGUGUCCAAAGUCACACCGUUUCCUUUGGAUCUUGUGGUAGGUCUUGACGUACUCGAAGUCAAUCUUACAUCAGUGGCAACGGAAAUGAACAUCGGUUUCGGGACAAUUGUCAACAACGCCACGACUGUAACAUCCACGUGCGUGGCAGGUAAUAACGCGACAGCAACGCCCACACCUACAAGUUUCACGCCGCCAACCAGUUCGAGUCUGUCACCAGAGGUGAAAUCGAUUAUGGACGCUCUCAAACCACUCAUGAAGUAUGAUGCAAGCGGCAAUAUCUUAGCCUCAGUUCCGAUGCAGACUGCCCCAGCCAUCGUAACACCCGACCCAUUUGAUCCAUCAGAUUUGGCAGCGCAAGCUGAGCUACAGGCCGCCUUGGCCGAUGCUGGGCUACCUGCUGCAAACGCUAGUGCCGUUCAAGCUGCCGCGGCACUCUCUGGCACUUGCCUGAACAGCUCUGCUCCGGUGUCAGCAACACAGACCAAGACAAGGAGGACCAUUAAACGAAUGCCAUGGACUACUCCGCCGAAACGAAUCGUCAAGCGGAAACAUAAGGGCGGAGAACAUGAGCACGAAGAAAAAGGUCCUAAUUAUGGGUCCGCAAGUGGCACAGAUGAUCCAGAUGGAUGGGACUAUGCUUGCGACGAUACUGUGACUGGCUUUGCAGAUUUGUUUGGCGACGUCGGCGAGCUAUACGAUGGUGUAUGCCAAGGUCACGAUGCAUAUCAAGCAGGUCAAGCCAUCGACUGCUUAGUAAAGCACUGCGAUCAGACAGUAACAUAUUAUACGACGACUUCCUACUACAUUUACUAUCCGCCACCGUCAACGAUAUAUUCAUUUCUCAAUUCCUGGACGAUCACCUAUCCAUCGCUAUCGAGCUACCCUCUUGGCUUUGCACGAGAUGGAAGUCAGAUGACCUGCGUCAACUGUAAUAUGGCGGUCAACCUCAUUCAAUUCGACGGCGCCAUCACUGUCAACUUGACGUCGAAAGAAAUACAGAAAGCUAACAUCAACGCCGGCAUUAGUUGGGACGCCGAUCAUGUUAUCAAUGUUAAUUCUAAUGGGCCUUGGACGAGCAACUUCAACUACAUUUUCAACGCAGACAGUUUCGACGGUAUUGGCGUUCCCGGAAUCUUCUCAGUCACUCCGUCUAUGAUCUAUAGUAUUGCUUAUUCCUGGUCGACGGACUCGGCGGUCAACUUCACAGCGGGAGCCCACCUCCAUGUCGCAAAUGCAACGGCUAACUUGAACGCGUUGAGCGCUGGUUCAGCUUCUGUCAAAGAUCCAACCGACUUCUCGCCAGUGCCAACUUUCAUCUAUCCCGUUUUCUCCACCGGCUCAAAAGUGUCGAUGUCACUGACGAUGCAAGCCCUUGUAUCAAUGUCAGUCAAUAUCAUGGGCCAAAUCUCUGUGGCGACCUCUCAGACGAUCCAGAAUACAGUCGGGAUGAGUUCUCAGUACUCAACAACUGCAGGUGUCUGUCCAGCAAACAACCUCGCAGUUAAGUCCUACGUAAGCACCAACAACACCAUCGCUGUGAAUAAUGGAGCUCCGAAUAGUCUGUACUCUAGUCAGACGGCCGGACAAACGCGCUGUUUUGCCGUUCCAAACGCGCUCCCUGACACUGGCGACAUUUUGGCACUCUCCAGCGUUGGUGGCGCUUUCUGCACAUCUUAUAUCAACUACAAGCCGUCAACAUCAUCCACAAUCAGCACGAGUACCCAGUUCGUUCCAAGCACCGCCACCACUACAACUACAAGCACAGUAACGAGCACUCCGGUCAUCACAAUCUUCCCAACUUACCGGACUUCCUUGACUUCUACGUCCGUCCUUCUGAGCUCUACGUCGUAUGUGUACACCACAGGAACGUACGCCAUCCCGACCCAAUACCUGAAGCGGGAUGCUUUACCGGAGGCGAGCCCUGCUCCCAACGAGAUCGCUGAGCCAAGAGCCCUCCCCUACAAUAGGCCGCUGCUCCAAGGACGUGCGGCGGUGCCAACUCCCACCCUAGUCUCCGGGUGGUCUCCAGCAAAGAUCUCCUAUGCCUGCAGCCAGAUCGCCACCGGAGCCAUCACUACUACCUAUACUGCCACCAUAACCAGCACAUCCGGCACAGUCACAUCGACGCAGACCGACAUCGUUAACGCCAAAGGUCCCGUCUCAACCGAAACUGACGCCAUGUACGAGUCCCUGGUCGUAGCCACCGUCACCGUAACAAACCCCGGUGUAGCGACCAGCACAGUCGCGACCGCCUGCCCUCUCCAAACAAGCGAAAGCUGCCUCCGAAUAUACGGCUCCGGCCCACCACAGUUUGGCACAGGCUGGCCUAUGGCAUACGAAGACGGCGCCGACUCCAAUUUCCAAUUCGGCACCGAUCAGUGGUAUAAGUUCACCGAAUGGUACCUCGCCUCCGACGGUUCCCUCUACGCACUGGAAUCAGACCAGCCGUGGGCUGUGACGGAGAAUUACGCGUUGGGCGCGUGGGUGGUUCUCGACCGUGGGGUGACGGGUCCGUAUAGUGGGUACAGGCAUGCCAAGUGUACGAAGGACUGUGUGGCUAAGACCAUUACUUGUUGUGGGAUGGGAGUGUGUACUUGGAGUGCGGGCGAGGUGAAUACCGAGCAGGAUUGGUAUUAUUCGGAUAAAAGCCAGCAGCCUUACUUGCCCGUGUGGGGUAUGGCAGGGUGGACAAAGAGUUAUCCUAUUACCUUGAGGUAUGAGGACGUGCAGUGCCCGUGUCGGAAUUAG
This is a messenger RNA of Cyphellophora attinorum, 3939 nucleotides long. RefSeq lists its product as uncharacterized. The transcript has a single exon. Lineage: Eukaryota; Fungi; Ascomycota; Eurotiomycetes; Chaetothyriales; Cyphellophoraceae. The record is from RefSeq and is a predicted model, not a curated record. Bases 1 to 3939 code for a protein of 1312 amino acids.